AUGCGGCAACCCGAACCCCUCCACUGUCUCCUCCUCCUCACGGUCGCCUCGCUCUGCGGGCUAGCGCGCACGGUGGCGGCGGGCGACGACGGCGGCAUGCCGCUGGUCACCGCGAUCACCAAGGACGCGGCCACCUCGCUCUACACCGCGCCGCUCCGGGACACCCGCCCGCUCGUCCUCGACCUCUCCGGCCCCAUGGUCUGGACCACCUGCGACGGGCCCUCCCAUGACACGCUCGACUGCAGCAGCGAGGCCUGCACGCGCGCGCACCGGUUCCAGCCGCCCAACUGCCCGCAGACCGGCUACGGCGAGCACGACGCCCGCAACCUCUGCAAGUGCACCGCGCACCCGCACAACCCCGUCUCCGGCUACACCGCGUCGGGGGACGUGACGCGCGUCACGCUCUCCGCCAACGCCACCGACGGGAAGAACCCUCUGUAUGAGGUGUCGUUCACCGCCGUGGCAUCCUGCGCGCCGGCGUUGCUCCUGGCCAAGCUGCCGGCGGGGGCGGCCGGCGUCGCGGGGCUCGCGCGCUCGGGCGUCGCGCUCCCGGCGCAGGUCGCGGACACGCAGAGGGUCGGUAACAAGUUCGCGCUCUGCCUUCCCAGCGCCGGCUCCGGCGCCGGCGUGGCCAUCUUCGGCGGGGGCCCGCUCUUCCUCCUCCCGCCGGGCCGGCCGGAUGUCAACGCGUCCCUGGCCGGCUACACGCCGCUGCGAAAGCACGGCGAGUCCCCCGGGUACUACAUCUCGGCCGACAAGGGCAUCGCCGUGAACCAGGCGCCGCUGCAGCUCGACAAUGGAUACGGCUCACCGCUGGUCCUCGGGCUGUGCUCCACGACCCCGUACACGGCGCUCCGGCCCGACGUGUACCGUGCGUUCAUCAAGGCGUUCGAUACGGCCACGGCGGGCAGGGCGAGGAUCACACCGGCGGUGGUACCGUUCGAGCUGUGCUAUAACUCGACGGAGCUGGGGUCGACGCGGCUGGGCUACGCCGUGCCUCAGAUCGACCUGAUGCUGGAGGGCGGCAGGAACUGGACGGUGUUCGGCGGCAACUCCAUGGUGCAGGUGAGCGACGACACGGCGUGCCUCGCCUUCGUGGAGAUGAAGCAGGGGGAGGUGGACAAGCAGGGCGGGUCGCCGGCGGCGGUGAUCGGGGGGUUCCAGAUGGAGAACAACCUGCUGGUGUUCGAGGAGGAGAAUCAGCGGCUCGGCUUCAGCUCGCUGCUCUGGGGCAGGCAGACGACGUGCAGCAACUUCAAUUUCACCAUGGCUGCCUAG
Molecule: messenger RNA, 1278 nt
Organism: Triticum turgidum subsp. durum (durum wheat)
Lineage: Eukaryota; Viridiplantae; Streptophyta; Magnoliopsida; Poales; Poaceae
Source: the annotation of a GenBank genome assembly